Molecule: messenger RNA, 2916 nt
Organism: Corythoichthys intestinalis (scribbled pipefish)
Lineage: Eukaryota; Metazoa; Chordata; Actinopteri; Syngnathiformes; Syngnathidae
Product: oocyte zinc finger protein XlCOF6-like
Exons: 4
Coding region: 83-2278 (731 amino acids)
Biological process (GO): embryo development; urogenital system development; regulation of transcription by RNA polymerase II
Cellular component (GO): nucleus
Molecular function (GO): RNA polymerase II transcription regulatory region sequence-specific DNA binding; DNA-binding transcription factor activity, RNA polymerase II-specific
Source: RefSeq, a predicted model, not a curated record
UCGAAAAACGGCACAAGUUUCCAAACUGCGCGUGCGCCGAAGCUGCAAAGAAUUAGCUUGGUUUAGCUUGUCGCUAACAAAGAUGUGGGCGAAAAGUGGGAAAGGAGAAGAAUGCGAUUCCGAACAUCGUCGAGGCGCUGAAACAGAAGACCGGGAGGAGGAGGAGCAACCGGAGCGUCCACAUCUCCAAAGGGAAGGUGGGGCCGAGUCUCCUCUUAUCAAAGAGGAAGAGCUGGAGCGCCAAGUCAGCGAUUUUCCCUUGAACAUCAUUGUGAAGAGCGAAGACGAUGACGACGACGGCGUAGACGCACGAGCCGACGGCCUCUUGGCGCCGCUUUCCGACAGCGACGACGCCACGUCGCACUCUUCUGACAGGGAAGGCUCCAGAGAUUCUCGGUCUGAGGAAAAACCUUUCGCCUGCUCCCUUUGCGGGAAAGGAUUCUCUCGGAAGGGAAAUCUAAACACGCACGCGAGGACGCACACGGGAGAAAAACCCUUUGUUUGCUCCGUUUGCGGUAAAAGUUUCUGUCGAAAGUCGAGUUUGGCGAUGCACGCCAAGACGCACACGGGAGAAAAACCUUUCGUCUGCUCCGUUUGCGGUAAAAGAUUCAUUCAGAACAGCGACUUGACCAUACACGCCAGGACGCACACCGGAGAGAAACCCUUUGCCUGCUCGGUGUGCGGGAAACGAUACGCCCAGAACCACGGUUUAAGAAUACACACCAGGAUGCACACUGGCGAGAAACCGUUAGCCUGCUCCGUCUGCGGUAAACGGUUCCCCGAAAAGAAAAGGCUGCGCUUGCACCUGAGGAUGCACACUGGCGAGAGACCCUUUGCCUGCUCAAUUUGCGGCAAAAGCUUCUCCCGGAAGGUGGAUUUAAAAGUGCACACGAGAAAACACACGGGGGAGAAACCCUAUUCCUGCCCAUUUUGCGCCAAAGGCUUCGUGCGAAACGUGGAUCUGAAGAGGCACGCCAGGAAGCACACUGGAGAGAAACCCUUCCCUUGCACCGCGUGUGAGAAAAGUUUUGCCAGCAAGGACCAACUGAAGAAACACAAAUGUGCCGGCGCUCACCGUCCUACUCUGAGAAUGCUCGAUCCUCUGACCGCGGAGAGCCUGAACGGGCUUUCCGGGACAACAAACGAGGAGAACGAGCGACGCCAAGUUUGCAAAAUGCAGCAUCGAGCAGAAAUCAGUGAAGAAUCUCUGAACAAUCUACCCUACACUAAGGAAGAAGAGCCAGAGACAGUUCCCAUGAGAGAACUCCCCCACUUUAAAGAAGAGGAGGAGCCAGAACACCUCCACAUUAAAGAAGAAGAGCAGGAGGACCAAAUCGCCAACUUUCCAUUGACCGUCAUCGUGAAGAACGAAGAAGGCGACGUCGACCGCUCCGGAGGAUCCGAAUCGGACGGCCUCUUAGCGCCGCUCUCGGAUAGCGACGACGUCGCCUCGCCCUCGUCGGACACCGACGACCGCUCCGGACGCGACCCUGACGACAAGCGCGUCAGAUGUUCUCAAUGCGACAAAAGUUUUGUCAACAGGGGAUCGUUGAGGAGACACGCGCAAACUCACAGCGGAGAGAAAACAUUUGCCUGCCCGGUGUGUGACAAAAGAUUUUUGAGGAAGGAAAAUUUGAAAAGGCACGCCAGGACGCACACGAGAGAGCGACCGUUCGCCUGCUCCGUUUGCGGUCGCGGAUUCUCUUCGAAGGCGCAUUUGACGAACCAUUCCCGAUUACACAGCGGAGAGAAACCUUUCGUCUGCUCCGUUUGCGGCGAGGGCUUCCCUUUGAAGCAAUACUUAACGAGACACGCGAGGAAACACACGGGGGAAAAACCUUUCGUCUGCUCCAUUUGCGGUAAAGCUUAUUGCGAAAAGGUCAAUCUGACGAAUCACGUGAGAAAACACACCGGGGAAAAACCUUUUGUCUGCUCUGUCUGCGGCAACCGAUAUCUCGACAAGCGAUUUUUAACGUCGCACGCCAAAACGCACAGCGGAGAGAGACCUUUUGCCUGCGCGUCGUGCGGGAAGAGUUUCACGCAAAAGACACUUUUAAAAGUACACGCGCAAACGCACACCGGGGAAAAACCUUUUCCCUGCGCUGUUUGCGAGAAGAGAUUCUCUCGGAAGGAAGAUUUGAAAAGGCACACGAGAACGCACACCAGAGACGUCUCUUUUCCCUGCGCGGUUUGCGGCCGAAGCUUUACUCGCAAGGAACAUUUGCGGAGGCACGCUAGAAACCACGCGGUGCUGGACGUGCGUCCGAGCGCAGAAUGAAUGACAAAAAGUUAGUGAAUCGUAUUUUGGCGUUUUAGCCCUUGUGAGAUGCUUGUGAUCCACUUAGGAUUAUUAGCAUCGGGUCGCUCAUGUGCUUAUACGUGCGCAUUGUAUGCGCUUUUCAUACGACGGCGAUGCAUACGUGGUGUUUAUUUUGCAGGAUUGUAACACAUGCUGCGCUAAUGUAAGAGGGUUUGGAUGGACUGUGGGAUACAAACUGGGUAUUAUUAGCCGGUAGUUCCCUUUUACGGCCGCUGGAUGGCAGCACUCGUCCAAUCCUUUGUACGUGAAUUCAGUCAGACAAUGCUUGUUAUCGAAUGGGAGCUUCUGGCUGUAUUUCCCUACUGAUGUUCAGUUCAAAUCUGAUGUUUGCAUUUCAGCUGAUUCUUGUUUUGUUGUAUCGUUUUCAGACUCAACUAGUACCUUCUAUCGUGUGAAGUUAUACAUUCAUUUACAUCAAGGAGGGAUACAUGUCAAAUUAAACACAUUUCAAUUCUACAGUGGAGUCUUGUCACCUUUCUGCCUGUUCUCUGACCGGCACACCGUCCUGUUUAAUGUGCUGCUUCGGACCAAAAACUCCAGCGCCCUCUGCAGGACAUAAGGUGAAUAUUCUCUCGAUGUAACCAAUAGAAUAAAGU